UGGAUUGGAAAAGCAAUAACGGGUGCAGAUGAGUUACCAUGGCUGCGAAUGGUGCGAGCAUGAUGCAGCGGUGCAGCGUGGCUGCGCGGUGGUUCAUGAAGGCGGAGAGUGCGGCAGCUUCGGCGGUGGCGCCUCAAUUGUGUGGGCGCGGGGACAAGAAGACGAAGAAAGGGAAGAGAUUCAAGGGAUCCUACGGUAACGCUCGGCCGAAGAAAGAGAAGAUGAUAGAGCGCAUAAAGGACAAGGUGGAAGUUCCCAGGUCUACACCUUGGCCUCUUCCUUUCAAGCUCAUCUGAUGUCCAUUUCAUUUUAGGGUUUGCUGCUCAUAAAUGUACUUUCACUACUAUUUUCUAUUCAAUACUUUUCUUUACUCUUGGUUUUCCCUUUCUAUUAAUUUUGAGUAGGGUUUCACAUCUAAAAUUCCCUCCCAAACUAAAAGUAAUUCUAAUGCUGGUUGCUUUGUAAUAGACAUGUUCUUCCCUUAAUUAUGCAAAUGGUCAAAUGAUCUUAUUUAGGA
Vigna radiata var. radiata (mung bean) is the source of this 517-nucleotide messenger RNA. Its product is annotated as 30S ribosomal protein S31, mitochondrial. Gene Ontology annotation, biological process: plastid translation. The record is from RefSeq and is a predicted model, not a curated record. Lineage: Eukaryota; Viridiplantae; Streptophyta; Magnoliopsida; Fabales; Fabaceae. The coding region runs from base 39 to 296 and encodes 85 amino acids. Gene Ontology annotation, cellular component: ribosome; plastid. The transcript has a single exon.